Dentiscutata heterogama is the source of this 708-nucleotide messenger RNA. NCBI's taxonomy places the organism in Eukaryota, Fungi, Glomeromycota, Glomeromycetes, Diversisporales, Gigasporaceae. The record is from the annotation of a GenBank genome assembly.
AGCUAGAAGAAGCUAUAACUAUGUGUGGGACAAAUAAUUCAAAAAAUAAGCGAAAGCUAGUGGAGAUCUUAUCUCAAUUUAACACGACUUCUAAGGAACAACGUCAAAAAAUUUAUAAAGAAGCUUGGAUGGGAGAAAAGGAGAAACGACAAGCUAUAGAACAGGAACAUAAUGUUAAUAUAAUUCAAGAGAAUAUAGAAUUUAUAUUAAGCGGAUGUAGAGUUAAGCUAGGAAAUAGCUCGGAAGCUACUAUGGUCGCAUAUACUGAAAUUGUUCAUCAUUUGGAACGCUUAGAUCUAGCGACGAUUAAACCAGAAGUUCCUUUAGCAUCUGGUAUUAUUGAUCUCUUUGGAAAUAAAGACCUAUUUGUAAAUUUGUUAUUGUCUAGGUCUAAGCAGAUUUUGAUGCACCAUGAGUUCGGCAAUAAUGAAUUUCCAGGAGAAAUUAAAUUCAUGGUGGAUGAUUUCGUAGACACGUAUAAAGAUCUGAAACCUGACUUUGAUCCUGUGUUAAUGCGACCAAUAGCCUUUCUACGAGGAGAAAUGUCUAUUGAAUCCAGACGUAUACUAAUGACGGUUUUUAACUUGUUAGAAGGAUUUCUAAGACCAUUAUUAACGGAAGAUGAUUACCACGAGAACUCAUAUGUAAUUCAUGCUAUAUCAAAGAUUUUAGAUCCAAUCUUCACAUAUUCGAAGUGGUCCCUUAAAC